AUGUCUAAUGUUCUUAUCGUGGGUGCCACUCGAGGCCUGGGGGCCUCUCUCCGCGUGCUAUACUCGUCUAAGCCAGCCACCCAUGUAUAUGCAACAGCGCGGUCAUCAAGUCCAGAACCAGACCAAGGCGUAACCUGGCUAACAGGAGUGGAUGUAUCUCAGCCAGACGUGGGACAGAAGCUUGUCUCAAAGCUUCCCUCCAAAAAGCUGUCAACCGUUAUCAUCACAGCGGGGUACUUCGGAUUCGAAACAUUUGAUUCUCCAAAUUGGGAGAAGCAAGUACAGAUGUAUACCACCUCCGCGAUUGGUCCUGUCUUUGUGGUACACAAUCUGGUCAAAGCCGGCUUACUGGAUCAGGGAAGUAAAGUGAUACUGGUUAGCAGUGAGAGUGGGAGUAUCACUCUCCGUCAUGAGAAAGAGGGUGGGGGGAACUUUGGUCAUCAUGCGAGUAAGGCAGCUUUGAAUAUGGUUGGAAAGCUUUUGAGCUUGGAUUUGAAGGCCAAAGGAAUCGCUGUGGGCUUGGUUCAUCCUGGGUUUAUGCGGACCGAGAUGACUAAGAGUGUUGGCUUUGAUAAGUAUUGGGAUGCAGGUGGAGCCAUCACGCCAGAUGAAGCAGCGCAGUCACUUGCAUCUUUCAUCGAAGGGUUUGAUAUCAGCCGAACGGGCGAAUUCUGGGCACCUAAUGGACCAAAAGAUAUUGGCACAGCCGAAGAUGUUCUUGGAAAGAACUUGUCAACGCCUUUGCAGCUUCCAUGGUAG
This is a messenger RNA of Penicillium antarcticum, 759 nucleotides long. RefSeq names its product oxidoreductase, short chain dehydrogenase/reductase family superfamily. Gene Ontology annotation, molecular function: oxidoreductase activity, acting on the CH-OH group of donors, NAD or NADP as acceptor. The transcript has 3 exons. Lineage: Eukaryota; Fungi; Ascomycota; Eurotiomycetes; Eurotiales; Aspergillaceae. The record is from RefSeq and is a predicted model, not a curated record. The coding region runs from base 1 to 759 and encodes 252 amino acids.